AUGCAGAAUAACAAUCCCUCAUCAACUCCAAUUGUUAUGGUAAAGACUUUGUCGAAAAGUCAAUGCCCUCAAGAAGGACACGAAAAGCUAAAUGUACCUUAUGCUCAGGUAGUAGGUAGUUUGAUGUACGCCAUGUUAUGUACACGAUCAGAUUUGGCCUAUCCAGCCGGAUUGGUAAGUAGAUACCAAAGUAAUCCCGGUUCUGCCCAUUGGGAAGCAGUGAAAAGGAUUAUGAAGUACAUCAAAGGAACUAAACACUUGAAAUUAUGUUUUCAAGCGGAAAAACUUGAGGUCAUUGGAUACUCUGACACAGACUUUGGAGGGGACAGAGAUGACUGUAAAUCCACCUCUUGUCAUGUAUUUAUAUUUGGAGGUGCAGUUGUUUCUUGGGAUAGCAAGAAACAAGGGUGUGUUGUAAGACACACACAGGAAGCUGAGUACAAUGCUUGUAGUAUGGCAACUACUCAUGCAGUCUGGAUAAGACGAUUUUUAAUGGAAUUUGGGCUGGAUCUUGUAAAUGGACCAGUGGAAAUAUUCUGUGAUAAUCAAGCGGCAAUAAGCUUGAUACACAGUGGUGCAAAUAGCUCGAAGGAGAAACAUGUAGAAAUACAAUACCACUAUAUACGAGAUAUAGUAGAAAAAUGUGAAAUUAAAGUAACCUAUAUACUUACGAGCGACAUGGUAGCUGAUCCCCUUACAAAGGGAAUUCAUGCGGAAGCCUACAUCAAACAUGUGAAUUUGAUGGGACUAAGAGCAAUCUAA
Telopea speciosissima is the source of this 762-nucleotide messenger RNA. RefSeq names its product secreted RxLR effector protein 161-like. Bases 1 to 762 code for a protein of 253 amino acids. Lineage: Eukaryota; Viridiplantae; Streptophyta; Magnoliopsida; Proteales; Proteaceae. The record is from RefSeq and is a predicted model, not a curated record. The transcript has a single exon.